UUCCGGUUUCCGAUGGCCGUGCGAAGUAUCGCGAAAUGUCAAAUUGAUAUAUUCGCGGUAAAGAGAGCGUAUGCGUGACAUUUCCUGGCGCGACGCGGCCGGCGAGAGAUUUCGUCGAGGGCGACGAGACCUUCGCGACAUCUCGAGAUCGAGGCUUGAUUCGACGAUUGAAGCAGCGAAACAAACCGGGCUCUGGUCUUAAUCCAAAAUUAUGAUGUGACAGUGUAUAAAGCAUCCAAGUGAUGGCUUCGAUCUGUCGACGUUGGAGAUUAUGGAUAUUGCCCGUACUGACCUGCCUGUACGCGCUUCUUAUUGUUGUACUCGUACCAAUCUUGCUAGUCAAUUCCAUCAAGCAUGGUUUCAAGAAGGAGGAUCAGGGUGCGCUGGUGGGUGGUGCUUUCGUCUUGCUAGCAUUACCCAUCGCCUUCUACGAGAUUAUCCAGCACAUGAUAUAUUACACCCAACCUAGAUUACAGAAAUAUAUAAUAAGGAUAUUAUGGAUGGUGCCCAUUUACGCAGUAAAUGCUUGGUUAGGCUUAGUAUAUCCUGCAGGCAGUAUAUAUGUGGACAGCUUAAGAGAAUGCUACGAAGCUUAUGUGAUAUAUAAUUUCAUGAUGUAUCUACUGGCCUAUUUGAACGCCGAUCACCAAUUGGAACAUAGACUGGAGAUAUCCCCUCAAGUGCAUCAUAUGUUUCCUUUGUGCUGUCUUCCUGAUUGGGAGAUGGGCAGAGAAUUUGUACACAUGUGCAAGCAUGGAAUUUUACAAUAUACAGCUGUUAGGCCUAUAUCAACUUUAGUAUCAUUCAUCUGCGAACUGAACGGAGUGUAUGGAGAGGGUGAAUUUAGAGGAGACGUCGCUUUCCCCUACAUGAUCGCUUUAAACAAUCUGUCACAAUUUGUUGCCAUGUACUGUUUGGUACUCUUUUAUCGUGCCAAUGUGGAGGCCUUGAAGCCAAUGAAGCCAAUUGGAAAAUUUCUGUGCAUCAAAGCUGUAGUGUUUUUCUCGUUUUUUCAAGGAGUGUUAAUAGCUUUAUUGGUCUAUUUUGACGUGAUAUCAAGUAUUUUUAACGAAGCCGAUACAGACGACAUCAGGAAUAUACCGUCCAAGUUGCAAGACUUUUUAAUUUGUAUAGAGAUGUUUCUAGCCGCGGUAGCUCAUCACUACAGCUUCUCCUACAAACCAUUUGUCAAUUUAGCCCAGGGUCAAGCAUGGUGGGAUGCAUUUAGGGCAAUGUGGGACGUUUCUGACGUGCAUAAUGACAUAAAGGAACAUUUGGGCGUCGUCGGCUCGUCCUUGAGCCGCAGGAUACGUGGACGAGGCGCUUAUCAGCAGGCUUGGGGAAGCGCCACGGAACGUACAUCGCUUCUACCCGAGGCUACGGUGAUAAGUCAGGCCAGAAGCGCGCCUACCUGCUCGUUUUCGGGCUACAACACGGCUGAAGCCGGACUGAACAAUAAUCCAUCUGUCGGGGAAUCCGAAGAGGCGACCCCGGAUGCGCAGGAUAAUAGUAAUACCGUUAUUACGUAGCCAAUAUGUCUGAAUCCAUCCGCGCGAAGACGAUAUUUAAUUGCGACGCGUUAAGAAACCAACGUAUUUUGACAAGAAUUAUCUUUAGUAUUACUUUUUAACGGAAAAAAAUACAUAGUUUUGCAAUAACAAUCUUCUUUCCAAUGCUAUUGUACAAAUCAUUAUAGUCAUUUAUCACCACAUUACAUAUCGCAUUGGGACGCAUGUUCUGAUGUCAUGAGAUGUCCUUUUCACGAUUAAUAUGGGAACAAUUUUUCCUUAGUGAGAAUAUCGAGGUGUAUUGUAUAUUUUUCUUUUCAUUUAAGCUUAACAAUGUAAAAUUAUAUCAAGUUUUAUUAGAAUGUAUAUAAAAGAUAUAAUUUCAUUGUUUACAUUUUUAGUCAAAAUAUUAAAUUCGAAUCGACCUGAUAAAUCUGUAGCGAAAAGAACAUCUGUGGUCUCGGAGCAUUCCAUUAAUUGUUUAUGACUUAAGAAAUUUGAUACAAUGAGCAGCGAAUUUUGCGAAGAGCAUAAAAAUUGCUUGGUAUAUCCUCAUUUUGCGAAAGUGACUCACAAAUACAAUUAUAUAUGUUACCAAUGAUGUACUACCAAAUAAUGUACAUACAUUUAUAUAUAGAUAUA
Camponotus floridanus (Florida carpenter ant) is the source of this 2150-nucleotide messenger RNA. RefSeq names its product transmembrane protein 184C. Gene Ontology annotation, biological process: transport. Gene Ontology annotation, molecular function: transporter activity. Lineage: Eukaryota; Metazoa; Arthropoda; Insecta; Hymenoptera; Formicidae. The coding region runs from base 243 to 1529 and encodes 428 amino acids. The transcript has 7 exons. The record is from RefSeq and is a predicted model, not a curated record.